AUGUCGCUGUCAUCGAACACCAACUCACUGCCCUGCUCGACGGACAAGGGCGGCUACAGCACGCACGACACGCUUGUGCUCCUCGGCAUCGGCUUCUGCGCCACCGCCGUCUCCAUCCUCAUCAUCGUCAUCUGCGAGUGCCUGUGCUGCCGCCGCCGCCGCCGCGGCGCGGGGGGAACCGUCGUGUACGUGGCGGCGGCCCGGCCGUUCUUCCUGCACGGCACCACCGACGGCGACGGUGGGCUGAGCCCCUCCGCGGUGUCCACGCUGCCGUCGUUCGUGUUCCGUAGGGACCUGUCGGUUGGCGGCGGCUCCGGCCGCCGUGGCGAGGGCAGCGGCAACGGCAGCGGCAGCGGCAGCGGCAGCGGGCGCGGGUGGGCGCAGUGUGCGGUGUGCCUGAGCCUUGUGCAGGAAGGUGAGGUGGUCAGGCGGCUGCCGGCGUGCAUGCACCUGUUCCAUGUCUGCUGCAUCGACAUGUGGCUGCACUCUCACUCCACGUGUCCUCUCUGUAGGGCCACGGUUUUGCCUAUUAAGGAGGUCCCUACAAAAGACGAUCAGCCUCCGGUGUAA
This is a messenger RNA of Miscanthus lutarioriparius, 570 nucleotides long. The record is from the annotation of a GenBank genome assembly. NCBI's taxonomy places the organism in Eukaryota, Viridiplantae, Streptophyta, Magnoliopsida, Poales, Poaceae.